AUGUACUUGGUUGAGAGUAAGAGUGGAGCGAUAGGAUGCAUGGUGGUUGCGCUGGUGUUUCUGGGCACAUGGCCGGCGCUUCUGGCGCAGUUGGAGCGGCGCGGCCGCCUUCCCCAGCACACUUAUCUCGAUUAUUCCUUCACUAAUUUCUUGACCGCUGUCGUUAUUGCUUUCACACUUGGUCAGAUUGGCCAUGCCAGCCCUAACACGCCUAAUUUCUUCACUCAACUUUCUCAGGAGAACUGGGGGUGUGUAUUGAUGGCAAUGGCGGGAGGAGUAUUCCUUGGGCUAGGCAACUUGGCGACGCAGUAUGCUUGGCCCUUUGUAGGACUAUCAGUCACUGAGGUCAUCACAUCAAGCUUAGCAGUUGUCUUAGGCACAAGCAUGAACUAUUUUCUGGAUGAUAAGAUGAAUAGAGCAGAAAUACUUUUUCCUGGAGUAGGAUGUUUCCUAAUUGCAGUGUGCUUGGGAUCAGCCGUCCAUUCCUCCAAUGAUGCUGACAAUGCAGCAAAACUCCAACAACUAUCAGAUAAGCACACGGACGGUGCACGCAGGGAAGUUGUGGUAGAUGCCCCAGAUACACAUCAGGACAAAGAUAGAUUAAAAGACAUGGAACAUGGAAGUAGCGAAGAGGGUAAAGCAGCAACCGGAUCAGCACAACAUUUGAUCGAGCUAGAGCACAACAGAGCGAUUAAGGUAUUCGGAAAGAGCAUCUGGAUAGGGUUGAGCAUAACAUUCUUUGCCGGUGCAUGCUAUGCUCUCUUCUCUCCGGCAUUCAACUUGGCCACAAACGAUCAGUGGCACGUGAUGAGAGGGGGUGUGCCGCAUCUAGUAGUCUACACCGCCUUCUUCUACUUCUCACUCUCAUUCUUCGUCGUUGUAUCAGUCAUAAAUAUCAUCCUUCUCUACCGUCCUAUACUAAAAUUGCCAAGAUCAUCCAUAGCGUCAUACCUCAAAGAUGGGGAUGGAAGAGGCCUCGCAUUUUUGGCCGGUCUGCUCUGUGGGUUAGGCAACGGCCUGCAGUUUGUGGGAGGCCAAGCUGCUGGAUAUGCUGCGGCAGAUUGCGUUCAGGCUCUUCCACUUGUGAGUACAUUUUGGGGCGUAGUAUUGUUCGGAGAAUAUUGGAGAUCAUCGCCUCGGACUUAUGCUUUGCUAGUGAGCAUGUUGCUUAUGUUCAUUGUGGCUGUAACGGUUCUUAUUGCAUCUUCAGGGCAUCGAAGGACGUCCUAUAGCCAUUGAGACAAUGGGUAAUAGUAGCAAUUUUAGAUAACAAAAUAUAUUUUAUAUCAAUUAUCAUAAAAUAAUAUACUUUCUGAUCAUUUUGUACUUUUUGAAAUGAAAAAAUAAAGAUGGACCGACAAUUGAGAGUGACACUUGCUUUAAAAAAAUGUGAAAUUCAUG
Messenger RNA from Salvia miltiorrhiza (redroot sage), 1401 nucleotides. RefSeq names its product ureide permease 1-like. The transcript is spliced from 7 exons. Gene Ontology annotation, molecular function: uracil:monoatomic cation symporter activity; allantoin:proton symporter activity. The record is from RefSeq and is a predicted model, not a curated record. NCBI's taxonomy places the organism in Eukaryota, Viridiplantae, Streptophyta, Magnoliopsida, Lamiales, Lamiaceae. Gene Ontology annotation, cellular component: membrane. Bases 1 to 1239 code for a protein of 412 amino acids. Gene Ontology annotation, biological process: nitrogen compound transport.